Molecule: messenger RNA, 1995 nt
Organism: Sclerotinia borealis F-4128
Lineage: Eukaryota; Fungi; Ascomycota; Leotiomycetes; Helotiales; Sclerotiniaceae
Source: the annotation of a GenBank genome assembly
AUGGUUCACGCAAAAUCCAAAAACACCGUUGGACUGGGUAACAGUUUGAUGAAUGAUAGGUUUGGGAAGGGCAAGGGAGCAGAUCGCAAGAAGGUCACAUCAACUGGAAUUCAGAGAGUUCACAAAGACACCGGAGAAACUUAUGUCACCAAUGAAAAGCAGGAGGCCAGUUGGGUCAAGAUGCGAUCGGUUACAGAGCAGGCAGCACUCGACGAGUUCUUGUCAACUGCAGAAUUAGCCGGCACAGAUUUCACAGCGGAGAAGAUGAACAAUGUGAAGAUCAUCACUACCGAUCAAAAGAAUCCAUACCUGUUAUCGGCCGCGGAAGAACGGGCGGCAGUCGGCAAGCAAAAGUCGCACAAGGAAAGACUUACAGUUCCCAGAAGACCUCAAUGGGAUUCUUCCACAACCCCACAGGAAUUGGAUAGAAUGGAGAGAGAUGGUCUUCUCGAAUGGAGAAGAGGAUUGGCUGAACUUCAAGAAAACAACGAUUUAUUGAUGACACCAUUCGAGCGCAAUUUGGAGGUUUGGAGGCAGUUGUGGAGAGUUAUUGAGAGGUCUGAUCUUAUCGUACAAAUUGUCGAUGCUAGGAAUCCACUCUUGUUUCGAUCUGAAGAUUUGGAGAGAUACGUCAAAGACGUCGAUAGCCGCAAAGAGAAUCUCUUAUUGGUCAAUAAGGCUGAUAUGUUAACUUUGGGGCAAAGACAACAUUGGGCUGAUUAUUUUGAGGCCGCCGGUAUCAAAUACAAGUUCUUCUCAGCAGCUUUGGCAAAGGAAUUAAACGACGCAAUGGCAGAAGAGACCGAAGAGGAGACCCAGGCCUCUACUUCUGCGUGGAAACUAGCAGAGAAGGCGAAAGCACUUGGUCUUGACGACGACGAUGAAGACGAAGAUGAGGAGGAUAGUGAAGCAGAAAGCGACGAACAAGAUGAAGGAGCGGAUGCGCAAGAAGAGGAUGACGAAAUUGAUGACGAAAUCGUUGAGACCGAAAGCACCAGGAUCUUGACCGUGGAUGAGUUGGAGGCUCUUUUCUUACUGCAUGCACCUGAUCUUAAUGAUUCCGAGUCAGAUAAACCUAGAAAGACUCAAAUUGGUCUCGUCGGAUAUCCUAACGUCGGUAAAUCUUCUACCAUCAACGCCCUGAUCGGCGCCAAGAAAGUGUCUGUAUCAUCGACACCAGGAAAAACCAAGCAUUUCCAAACUAUCCAUCUCAGUGACAAAGUUUUGCUUUGCGAUUGUCCUGGUUUGGUUUUCCCCAACUUCGCUACUACCAAAGCAGAACUUGUAUGCAGUGGUAUUCUACCUAUUGAUCAACUUCGUGAAUUCGUGGGGCCAGCUGGUUUAGUAGCACAUCGCAUACCUCAAGGAUUCUUAGAAGCAUUAUAUGGAAUGAAAAUCGUAAUCAGACCUUUGGAAGAAGGAGGAACUGGUAUUCCAUCAGCUGAAGAGAUGUUAACAGCAUACGCCAGGGCAAGAGGUUUCAGGAGAACUGGACAAGGUCAACCAGAUGAGUCGAGAGCCGCUAGACACAUACUUAAGGAUUAUGUCAAAGGAAAAUUGCUGUUUUGCCUGCCUCCACCAAUAGACAUUGAUAUUUUUGAGUUCAACAAGGAAUUGUAUGACGAAGGCCAUCUGCCGGAAAAGAGACGACAUGCAUUGGCGUCUAUGGCGGCCUCCGCUGAUGAUCAAACGUCUGUUGCAGAUUCUGACAUCAUGGAACUGCCACAAGGGCCGAAAUCAAAGAAUCUCGACAGUACUUUCUUUGCCCAAGGAUCAGGUACUUCAGCACACUUACGAAUGCCUUUCAGUCACAAGUACUCUGAGCAGGGAACUGCGAGUGGAAAACAGCUGUCGGGAAGGAAACAGGCAACUCUCGUAGCCUUAGAGAAGGACGUCGAUCCAAAUGAUCUUCAGAAAUUGACUAGCAAAAAGCAUUUCAAGGGAAACAAGCCAGGUGGAAAGGGCAAGAGAAGGGCGGAUUAUUUUGCUGACUAA